Molecule: messenger RNA, 950 nt
Organism: Mesitornis unicolor (brown roatelo)
Lineage: Eukaryota; Metazoa; Chordata; Aves; Mesitornithiformes; Mesitornithidae
Product: nuclear pore complex protein Nup214-like
Exons: 8
Source: RefSeq, a predicted model, not a curated record
CCACCUGCCAGCACUGGAGGUGGGUUAUUUGGACAAAGCAGCCCUCCAGUGUUUGGGCAGAACACCGGCUUUGGGCAAACGGGAUCUGUCUUUGGUAGCGCUGCCGCCGUUACUACUACAACAUCAUCUGCUGGGUUCAGCUUCUGCCAAGCUUCAGGUUUUGGCUCUAGUAACACAGGUUCUGUGUUUGGGCAAGCAGCUAAUACUGGAGGAUUUGGAUCUGCAGCUACCCAGAACUCUUCUAGCUUGUUUGGAAACAGCGGAGCAAAGACCUUUGGAUUUGGCAGCUCAUCUUUUGGAGAGCAGAAGCCUACGGGCACUUUCAGCUCUGGUGGUGGAAGCGUGGCGUCUCAAGGCUUUGGGUUCACCAGUCCAACCAAAGCAGGUGGCUUCGGUGCUGCUCCAGUGUUUGGCAGCCCUCCCACUUUCGGGGGAUCCCCUGGGUUCGGAGGGAUGCCAGCAUUCGGUUCAGCCCCAACCUUUUCAAGCCCUCUGGGCUCAACGGGAGGCAAAGUGUUCGGCGAGGGUACAGCAGCAGCCAGCGCUGGAGGAUUUGGGUUUGGUGGUACCAGUAACAACACAGCAUCGUUUGGCACGCUAGCAAAUCAAAAUACUCCGACAUUUGGAUCGCUGUCGCAACAGGGUACCACUUUUGGCACACAGAACAGUGGAUUCUCAGCUUUUGGGACAGGUGGAGGAGGGUUUGGUUUUGGAUCAUCUAACACAUCUUCCUCUGGAUUUAGUGGAUGGAGAAGCUAGGAACAUCCUGAGCUCCUGUAGAACGGUGCUGUAGCUCCUGCGCUUCAUGAGUCACCUUCACGAUCAAUAUCCAAACAGCUUUUCUUUUAAAUACAACUUCUUGGACUUUUUUGGUUUUUAAGAAAAAGAUUUUGCUUAUUUUUAUGCAACACUUGUUCUUGCUCUAUAUUAAACUAUUUUAUCUGCCUUGA